AUGUUAAGAUUGGUUCCGACGCCGCUGCGCAGGGCCUCCGCCGCAGGCUUUGUGCGCCGCCAGCACACAAUCCGGUCCACGCGGACGCUGCUGGAGUUUGUCAACGGCAGGCUGGAGAAAAAACAGCCCAGGGACCCGUCUUCGGAGACCCCAGACAACGUCUCUUCAAUUCUCGUAUCAAAAUACUCCUCGUCGCCGUACUAUCGAAUAGGCCCCUCCCCGGCCUCCAGCUGCUCAGGAAGCAUCCAGGACACGCUUCUUAGUAUGGGUAAUUGCCAAGACAACACAGAUUACCACAAAGACCUGCGAAAGCUGGCCGACGAGGAGUCUGUGCUGAGUCUGCUGCUUCAUUGCAUGGUCUCGGCAGUUGAUCCGCGGUACAAAAAUGCGCCGGCCGAGAGUCUGGCGCUCUCGUUCUCGGGCAGAGUCGAGCCCGUGCCGCUGGCUGUGGAAACGUCUGCUCUGGAUGCGUUUGUUUUCCGCCAACACUGGCCCGCUAUCAGCUCCAGCAAGUCGACGCGCAUCGCGUUCCAGCUGCUAAAACAGAAACUCAACCAGACAAAGGGCUGGGAAGUCGCCGACCUGCGUGACAACGAGGUGCUCAGCUGGAUAAACAGCAUUUUUGCGCCGACUCUGUUCCGUUCGGUGUACGCUCUGAAAAACGCAUCCAAAGUGCCUGUCCCGGUGAUAUACGACAUUCUGCUGCGCCGGCCGCAAAACAAGCAGGAGUUCUACUCGCUGCUCGAGCUGUACAAGCAUUGGGGCCAGGACGUGGUUUUUCUGGACCAGGAAAAAUGGUGGUAUCGCAGCCAGUUGCAGGAGCCUACAGAUCCGAUGUUCGACCGGAAACUGCUGCUGCCGCCGGUCUUUUCGAAUCUCUAUUUUUUUGCGCUACGCGAGUGUCCCGACACGCUAGAGGACAUACUGAGCGUGUUCCUUAUGGGCAGCUCCGCCGAGCUCGUUCCGCAAAUUAGAGAAAUUCUAUGGCACACUGCUCUGGACGUGUCUGGCGAAAAUAAUAACUGGCCCUGCAAGCACUACUACCAGGCACAGUCGAGGCUGAUUGAGGCGAUCAACGCGGUGAACGAAGGCUCAGAAACCGACCUGGUCGAUUUCAACACCAUGCUUGUGGCGUCUGUGAUCUCGUACUUCAACGACCGCGAUAAAGCGUACCAGCUAUUUAAGGCAGCACAGGCCAAAUUCGACAGAUGGCAGCUAGACUCGUUUGACAUCGACGGCUUCGAGCGCGUGCUGAGCCAGCCAAGACCGUCGCCGUCGCACACAAUCGAGGAACUGCGCCGGCUGCGCACAGACUUCAACGUCAAGUCGCUCUGCACAUCCAUUCUUCUUCUCCACACCCAGGACGAGCCUUCGUGGGGCAGCGAGUUUGCCGAUCAGCUCGUGUCUCUCGUGUCUUCUCUUGACAGAAAGCUCAUCCAACGGUAUCCCGAAGUAUGGCUUUUUGUCGUGUACAAAAUCUUCACCACAAACGUUUCCGCCAACCGUCACCAGAAAAUCUGGAACCACUUUGUUGCCAGAAAUAAUUUUGACGUGAACCCUAGAGCAGUGGAUAUCCUCAUAGACAACAUCCCGUCGCGAAGCAGCCUGGUGCAGCUGCUGGAGGCUGGCGAUUUCGCUCUGGACAACAUCAAUCUUGCUCACUUGGUUGCGAAGCUGUAUCUUCUCAGUAAGGUGUGUGUGCCUCCAAAAAAAUCAGGGCCAGCUCGAGAGAACAAUCUAAUUGACCGCUACGAGCGCGAGCAGGAUUCCAUACUGGAGGAGCGUGCUCUGCGACAGAAUCUGUCAAUUGGAGUGUUUGAGACACCCAUAGAGCUGGCACGGGCCCUUUUCGAGCAGGACCACAGCUCGCGGCAAAUGGUAGCCAAGCACCUAUUGGGCGAGUGUCUGAUUGAUCCUGCCGACGCUCACACCAGAUAUCAGCACUUCCUUGCCGAGAAUAGUCCACUUGCGCUGUCGUCGCUCUUUUUGGCGGCGUUGAGGCUUCGCGAGCUGGAAAAGUACGACACUGUUUUCUGGGACGAUAAAACACCUCUAGAUUUUGCUAUACACGAGUUCGAGCUCAGAACCAGCCAGGCGUACAUGGACAACCCGGAUCUGAUGUAUCCUACAGAGAAUCUUCUGCUGGUUUAUAUAAAGGCCUUGGGAGAGUUUGACAGGCGCGCCGAGCUGACAUCAUUAAUAUGGAGACUGGUGGAUCUGCGGUUUCCAAUGACAGCCGAGCUGUUUGAAGCGUAUCUCUCAUACUUUUCACGAAAUGAUGCAAGACAGCUGAUCAAUGGUCUCAAUCAGUAUGCUGAAUAUAGAGCGUCGCUGGCCCAAGUAAGGACAGAAGGCGAGUUAGCGAGACUGAAACAGGGCCGCCGCCUCAAAUUCAGGGACGGCAGUUUUUCCAAGUUCCUCGAUGCACUGGAUAUCAACUGGGACAUCAUUAAAUCGUGGGACUGGCCCGAGAAAUCUCAGACCUGA
This is a messenger RNA of Ogataea angusta, 2487 nucleotides long. RefSeq lists its product as uncharacterized. The record is from RefSeq and is a predicted model, not a curated record. The transcript has a single exon. Bases 1 to 2487 code for a protein of 828 amino acids. NCBI's taxonomy places the organism in Eukaryota, Fungi, Ascomycota, Pichiomycetes, Pichiales, Pichiaceae.